UGGCUCAUCUCACGGCCCAGGCAGGCGUGGCCUCCUGGAUUUUUCGCAAUCUUCAAACCGCGGACAGCUGGGCUUCCGGUGAUCUUCAGCUUUCUUGCUCGCUGCAAACAGGCCAAGAUGGUGCCCCCAGGGCCACCGCCCCUGGCCUUCCUGGGACUGCUGCUGGUCUGGGGACUCCUGGUCCCAGGCGCCCCUGGACAGAAGUUCCCAGUGCGAGUGGAACCCCCUGAGUUGGUGGUGCCCGCCGGCGGGUCCCUGGUGGUGAACUGCUCCAGCGAGUGUCCCGAACCCGUGAACUUCUCCCUGGAGACGCCCUUCAGCAAGGACACACUGGGCAAGGGCCGGGGCUGGGCAACCUUCCGGCUCAGCAAUGUGACAAGUGACCACAAACUCCUAUGUUCCUCUUACUGUCUCGGCUCCCAGGAAGCGGGUGCGGCCAAUGUCACCGUCUUCGCCUUCCCUGACCGGGUGGACCUGGCCCCCCUGCCCCCCUGGCUCCCAGUGGGUGACAAUUUCACCCUGAGCUGCCGGGUGACUGGUGGGACGCCCCGAGCCAACCUGGUGGUGGUGUUGCUUCGAGGGAAGGAAGAGCUUCACCGGCAACAGCUGGCUGAGGAGGGGGUCACUGUCGUGGUGGAGGCAUCGAGGAAGGACCAUGGGGUCAACUUCUCCUGCCUCACAGAAUUGGACUUGAGGCCUCAUGGACUGGGAGUGUUCCAGAACCUCUCGGCCCCCCAGCAGCUCCGAACCUUCGUCUUACCCUCGACGCCCCCUGAACUCUUUGUACCCCGAUUGUUGGAGGUGGGCACGUUGGACUUGGUGGGGUGCAUCCUGGACGGGCUGUUCCCAGCGUCCGAAGCCGAGCUGCAACUGGCACUGGGAGGCCAGUGGCUCAGUCCUGCCGUCUGGAAGCACGGGGACCAUCUCCGGGCCAGCGCCGAGGUCACUGCCCUCGACGGGCAGGAGGGCACCCUGGAAGUGCUUUGCAGAGUGACCUUGGCAGGAAGGAACCUGGAGACCCGGGUGAACACCACCAUUUAUAGCUUCUGGGGGCCCAAUCUGACUCUGAGCGAGCUCAGCGCUCUUGAGGGGACCACGAUCAACGUGACGUGUGCCGCAGGCCCCCAAGUCCAGGUCUUCCUGGACGGAGUUCCCGCCGCUGCCCCCGGGCAGCCCGCCUGGCUUCAGAUCCACACCACCGAGGAGGACGAUGGGCGCCUUAUCCUCUGCAACGCCACGCUCGACGUGGGGGGGGAGCUCCUGCACCGGAACCGGAGCGUCCAGCUGAGAGUCCUGUACGGCCCCACCAUUGACCCGGCCCAAUGUCCCCCGCGUGUGACUUGGAAGGACAAGACGACCAACGUGCUGCAUUGCCAGGCGCGGGGCAACCCGGACCCCAAACUCGGGUGUUUUCAAGAAGUCUCCGGCCGCGAGGUGCCCAUCGGUGCCCCCUUCUUUGUCAACAUGAGCUAUAACGGGACCUACUUCUGCCGGGCCACCAACCUCCUGGGCACUUAUAACUUGAAGGUGGUGAUGGACGUGCAGGAUCGGAACCUGAGCAGUGUUACCACAGUCCUGGUAAUCUUUGUGCUCCUGGGUCUACUCGUUCUCACCGCGUCUUCUCUGUACGUCUUCUGCUUCCACAGACAUACAGACAGCUAUCAAGUCAUGCCUCUCAUGUCCAGGGAGCCCAAGGAAGCGGCAAGAGAUGUGGCUUCUUGAGGCCUUGGAGGCUGCAGGUUCAGUCCCUGGCACCACCUUCAGCCAGAGCUGAGCAAGCUUCCAGUUCCAUCUUCAUCUCUCUCUCUCAUUAAUAAUAAAUAAUUAAAUAAGAAGAUGGGGGGGAUGACGGGGGAAUUAGCAUAAUGGUUAUGCACAGAGACUUUCCUGCCUGAGGCUCCAAAGUCCCAAAUUCAGUCUCCCACACCACCUACGUCAGAGCUAUGCACCUCUUUAAAAAAAAAAAAAAAAAAGAGGAGGAGGAGGGAUGCUGGUUGUAUCUUCAAGUUUCACAGAUGCACACCAAUAAACCAUAUAUAUAUAAGGACCAGCAUAAGGAUCCCGGUUCGAGCCCCCGACUCCCCACCUGCAGGGGAGUCGCUUCACAGAUGGUGAAGCAGGUCUGCAGGUGUGUAUCUUUCUCUCCCCCUCUCUGUCUUCCCCUCUCGAUUUCUCUCUGUCCUAUCCAACAACAAAAUCUUUUAAAAUCUUUAAAAAACAUAUAUGUACUUUUUUUAUAUAUUGAGAGAAAGACACAGAGAGGUACCAGAGUUCUAACUCGUCUCUUGACGCUGGUAAAUAGGAGGGAUUAAACCUGGGGCUUUUUUUUUUUUUUAAGUAUUUAUUUUUUUAGAGUGAUGCAGAGAGAGAAAGACACAGAGAGAAAUACCAGAGCACUGCACAGCUCUGGCUUAUUGUGGUGUGGGGGAUUGAACCUGGGACUUUGAAACCCUAGGCAGGAAAGUCUGUUUGCAUAACCAUUAUGCUAUCUACCCCCGCCCAAACCUGGGGCUUUUGAAAGUCUUUUUUGGGACUGGUUGAAUGCACAUGUGACAAUGUAGAAGGACCCAGGUUCAAGCCCCCAGUCCUCAGAUGCAGGGGGAAGCAUUCUAAGUGGUGAAAUAGUGCUACAGACAUUUUUAUCUCUAUUAAAUAACUGAAGAUGAUUUU
Molecule: messenger RNA, 2670 nt
Organism: Erinaceus europaeus (western European hedgehog)
Lineage: Eukaryota; Metazoa; Chordata; Mammalia; Eulipotyphla; Erinaceidae
Gene: ICAM3
Product: intercellular adhesion molecule 3
Exons: 7
Coding region: 118-1722 (534 amino acids)
Biological process (GO): cell-cell adhesion
Cellular component (GO): membrane
Molecular function (GO): integrin binding
Source: RefSeq, a predicted model, not a curated record